AUGUACCAGUCAUCAAUGGGAUUCGCGGUUGAGGAGCGCACAUCCGUUAAUGGACCACGCUCAACGCUCGGCAAUGCGCUGCCCUCGUUUUCUCAACCGCUCAACGACGGCUCAACAACACCGGGGUCCGCGGCGCCAGCGCCGUCCCCACGCGACUCCGACGUCGGCCCACAAUUCUUCCUGGAGCUUAUAAACUUUGCAAUCGCGAGCUGA
This is a messenger RNA of Chaetomium globosum CBS 148.51, 213 nucleotides long. RefSeq lists its product as uncharacterized. The coding region runs from base 1 to 213 and encodes 70 amino acids. NCBI's taxonomy places the organism in Eukaryota, Fungi, Ascomycota, Sordariomycetes, Sordariales, Chaetomiaceae. The record is from RefSeq and is a predicted model, not a curated record. The transcript is spliced from 2 exons.